AUUUCAAUAUUUUUAUACUCAGCAGUGCAGCUGCGCGUCCCAGCAAUACUGUGUCGGUUUCAAGUGGACCACCAGGUACUGCAAUAAGCACACCAUUUUCUGGUCUUGUGCCAUCGACACCCUACAGUACCGUAUCUGUUUCAUCAACUACGUUAGCAGCGACCGCGUUACCAACUUCACAUUCAGCACUUCCUAUUGCGGGUCAUACCAUAUCCACAUAUACCACAAAGACAGGGCUCUGGCUAAGCCAAUCAGCUAUGCAGCCAACCGCAAUGACUUGUACACCAUCCAUUCCAACUGUUACUAGUGGCAAUAUUCGACCACUUUCGUCUCCUUUAAACUCAGGUGUCAUAGGAGCACUAGGUCGAGUUGCUGGAAAUCCUACUUCACCUCAUGCGGUUCAUUCAACUGUUGGCGGUGCACAUGUUCCAAUAGCAAACUUUCAGGCCACAUUUUUUGCUACCCCCCAUGCACCAUUAAAUUCAUCUUCUCCUGCGAACACUUCAGUUGCAAGUAGCAUCAACAGCACUGUUUCUCAUUUACCUUUGGUGUCUUAUACAACAGCCGUUAUUGCGGCAAUGGCUACGGUAACAACCACGACAUCGUCUAUCAGCACAUUGGGUAAUACAGAACCAACUGUAGCAACAGUCUCCGCUGUUGUGCCUACACCACAUCCAUUUUCAGCAGAAUCUCUCUUUCAACCAAGUAAAAACGAUCAGGCAGAUUUAUUGCGCCGUGAGCUUGACAGUCGAUUUUUAGACCGUUCUGGCUUAACCCAGCCAUCUCCAUCGUCGUCUUCAACGUAUAUGCGCCAAGAUUUACAUCAUCAGCAUACGCACAUGCAUCAACAUCCACAACUUUUAUCUACAGCUCCAAUGUCCGCCUCUUCCACUGUAUUGCCGGCUACGCCACCGAAUCCAGCACAAAUUUUUCCUCCACCGUUAUUUAAAGAUAUACCUAAAAUUGCUGCAGUCGACCAACAGUUCUAUCGUGCAAGCAUUGGAAUUCCCCCUGGUUAUACGGGAUAUAAUCCAACAGGGCUUUUGCACAAUGGCUUGGGUGGCCCAACGCCAUUUGUGCCACCUAAUCAUUUACCUUCAUUUGCACCAAAGGUAAGCACAAACAAGCUAAAGAUAUUUAAAUAA
Messenger RNA from Drosophila navojoa, 1145 nucleotides. It is a transcript of the gene tay, whose product is annotated as tay bridge kinase. Lineage: Eukaryota; Metazoa; Arthropoda; Insecta; Diptera; Drosophilidae. The record is from RefSeq and is a predicted model, not a curated record.